GAAAGUGAAUGAACGCUGGGGAGUCAAGUCAGACGCAGGCAGUGCUUUGGCAGUCGGAGGUACGCGUCAACCUAGGCACAGCAGUCUCACCGGAGGACACACGAGAGCAAAACCGUCCACUUUCCAGUUGCCAGAAACCGAAAAGCAUGGGAGGCUAUUUCUAAACAAAACCACGGAGAGACAGCCUACACAGAGACCUACCAUGGCCGUGGACGCUGCGUCCAGUUUCAGUUUCUGUCGGACCGCCCUGGAGCACACGCUCUCUGCUGAGGAGCUCAGCUAUGAGCUGCCCCGCACGGGCGGGAGCCUGACCUGGCAUGACGGGCGGGGGCAGCAGACGGCCGGCGGAAGGACCGUGAAGCUGCUUCAGCAACCCGGGACCGAGGCCCUGCAGCUGCGGCCAGGUGAGGCCUUCACAGUAUACCACACCAGCCCCACGCUCUCCAGUCUGUCCAAGCCUGUGGUCCUGUGGACACAGCAGGACGUCUGCAAGUGGCUGAAGAAGCACUGUCCCCACAACUACCUGACCUACGUCGAGGCCUUCUCACACCACGCCAUCACAGGACGGGCCCUGUUGCGGCUCAACGGGGAGAAGCUGGAGCGCAUGGGCAUCGCGCAGGAGACGCUGCGGCAGGAGGUGCUGCAGCAGGUGCUGCAGCUGCAGGUGCGAGAGGAGGUGCGCAACCUGCAGCUGCUCAGCCGAGCUUCCUUUGGAAACCUAUCUUAGCUCAUCCAUCCGUUUGGCAGCUCUCUCUGACACAACGGAUCUCUCAUACCUCUGGGAGGAACUGAACAGUCCAGAUAUGUGAAUGGAAGAUCAUGCCUUGAAUUUGAAAGGAGAAUUUCAUUUCUGCCAACUUGGGGGUAAAGACAGCAAUCUACGCAUUUUUUAAAAGACAAUGCUGUGUUCAGCAAUGAGACUGAUACUGUAAUAUAGUGAUCAAAUAUUAGAUUGCUAACAACGAAAAGCAGAAUCACUCAGAUUAUCAUCUGUGAAAUCAUUUUUAUUGUUUAUUUAUUGGAGGUGGUUGAGGGGAAUAGAGGGGUUUGCUGGAUGUUGCAGUUUGGGAAGGUGUUGCAAUGAAACUACUGAGUGGCUAUGAUACGUCAGCAAUGAAGAAGUCCUAGCAGGCCUGUGCUACUGUAUGGUUCAUUAAUAUUUUCCCUGUUGCACGGAGUCUAAAAUUAUGCUAAAAUUCCUGGUAUGGUGGAACACAAUCAUCAUCAUCCCUGUUACUGCUAUUAUAGGCCACACAUUACCUUCUCAAACUGUUUCCCAGUGGAGUGCAUUUGCAACAUUGCUGGCUGUAGGACAAAAAAGGAUGAACCCAUCAGCACAUGUUUGUGAAUGCUCGCGCAGUCCAAAUGUCUCUAAUGUGGGUUCAUAUCUUCACAACGUCCUGGUCUUUUAUCUGAAUUGAUCUUUGUAAAACAACCGUGGGCAACCCCAUCAACUCUGUACCACAGAAUGUGGCUUCUUCAAUAUCACAUUCUAACCU
Anguilla anguilla (European eel) is the source of this 1499-nucleotide messenger RNA. RefSeq names its product sterile alpha motif domain containing 10b (gene samd10b). Lineage: Eukaryota; Metazoa; Chordata; Actinopteri; Anguilliformes; Anguillidae. The transcript has 5 exons. Gene Ontology annotation, cellular component: cytoplasmic side of plasma membrane. Gene Ontology annotation, molecular function: protein binding. The record is from RefSeq and is a predicted model, not a curated record. Gene Ontology annotation, biological process: cell surface receptor protein tyrosine kinase signaling pathway. Bases 203 to 727 code for a protein of 174 amino acids.